AUGGCUACAGCCCAGUCAGCGAACACCCACUCGACGCAGUUACAAUCCCCGUUAUACCGCCUACCUCGAGAACUCCGCGACGAAAUCUACGAAUACUAUGCAGAUGGCAGGCGAUCGUACGAGUACAACAAGGACACGCAAAAGCUGCGCUACCGGGAUACAGCUGCGCGCGCAGAAAACCUUGGUUUGAUAGUGACUUGUAAGAUCGCGGCGGAAGAGAUGAAAAGGGUAGCCUUCCAGAAAGCGGAGUUUAGCACACGAUGCUCUGCGUACGACAUUUCAGAGUUCAUGGGCCUACGCUCAAGAGUCGCUCGACUCCACAUCUUGACGACUCUUGUUCAAACACAGCGACAACGCAUGUUGGUCUGUGUGACCGAAUUGCUACAAGCUUCCGACUUCGUCGACAUCGAAGCGCGUUAUCCAAACAUGGGACUAUAUUUCGGUGACUUGCUACCGCAAGCCAUUGCUGAGCAACGCGAUAACCUACCACCAAAGCAAUGGCUCAACCUCCGGAAGAUCAUCCUGUACGAGGACCGCAAGUCUCUGCUUCGUCCCGCAUGUCAUGCACGUGGACUCAUUGGUUUCUGCAAGAGCAAUUCGUCUUUACGCGUGGAGCACAACAUCGGACUAUUGAGCAAUCUGCUCCCGGAGUCUACAGAUUUGGGAAUCGACGAUCGAUUCAUACUUGGAUCCACUUGCCUGGGAGUAACAGUCCCAUGGAUAGAGGAGGCUCUAUCUUUGGCUGCCAGUGGUAUAACUACCAAUGCCUACCGACUCAUCAUCGACGGCAGUACAACAAAGGCAGUGCAAACUUUCAGGCUCUUGAAGUAUGCCGCAGCAAUGCAAGAAGCCAUGCUCACCCAAGCAGAGCGUAACAAUUUGCAGCCUACACCAUGGGUCCGUUCGGGUUACGGCCAAGUCACCUCACUACCAUGGCACUUACCCGCAGGUUUUCCGAACGUAAUCCGCGCAAUCAUGAAUGGCACGUCGAACAUCCAGUUUACAGGCCCCGUAGGCGACCUGUGGGACUCAGAUCUCAUGUUCUUUGAGAGUCAAGACUGGACCAUCGCAGAUUGGCGGAACGAAUGGAAGGAGAAGAUUGUACUGUGCGGACCAGAAACCACCUUCUAUGAGGACACACAAAAGUGGUACGAGCUCUAG
Messenger RNA from Alternaria incomplexa, 1161 nucleotides. RefSeq lists its product as uncharacterized. Bases 1 to 1161 code for a protein of 386 amino acids. The record is from RefSeq and is a predicted model, not a curated record. The transcript has 3 exons. Lineage: Eukaryota; Fungi; Ascomycota; Dothideomycetes; Pleosporales; Pleosporaceae.